Molecule: messenger RNA, 1335 nt
Organism: Lepisosteus oculatus (spotted gar)
Lineage: Eukaryota; Metazoa; Chordata; Actinopteri; Semionotiformes; Lepisosteidae
Source: RefSeq, a predicted model, not a curated record
UGCUGCGAGGUUAAACUGACCAGCCGGAGCUGCAGAGAGCUUCAAAAUCUUUUGAAAAGCUACAGCUGACUGGAGGUGUUUGAUUGCGACAUGAAGUUAUUAAUCAUCCUUGUACUGGUUCUUCAGGGUGUUAAAGGGACCCCACGUGUUCACGUGCUGACGCCAGCGAUCACUGCGCUGCGUGGGAGUGAUGUCCGAAUCGACUGCCAGUUCCACACUUCAGGGAUGAGGAAAGGCUUCGAUGUCGAGUGGCUUCAGAAAAGACAGGAACGUAUAAACAGCAUUCACCUGUUCCACCAGAGCCCAGAGCUGUCACACGUUCAGGACCACAGUCUCACUGGGAGGAGCAGGAUGUUCCCCAGUGCCAUCGCCAAUGGAAACGCGUCCCUGCUGAUCUCCAAUGUGGAAAUGACUGACGAGGGCGAGUACACCUGUUUCAUUGUGAUGGAUGGUGCUGGUUACAGAGACACCGCAGUGUUGACAGUAGUGGCGUCCUAUGAGCAGCCAGAGCUGCAGCAGGUCCUGGAGCAGGAGGCUGUGUCUCUGAGCUGUGUGUCUCGGAAGGGGUUUCCUGCAGCUCUGGUGAGCUGGAUUGACGACAGGGAGGAAAGUUACAGUCAGGAGGCCAUCACAGAGCUCACACUGACCCCAGAGGGGCUGUACGAUGUGCACAGUCGCCUCAAGAGAGCUUUCACCUCCCAGCGCAGGGUCUGCUGCAUCAUCACCAACAUCCCCCUGCAGGAGAGUAAGAGGAGCUGCAUUCAGCUCGGAGCAGAGCAACAAGAAGAUGGCAGAACUGGUAAGAUACUGGCCCGAAUCAUGCUGAACCGCCGCAUCCACCAUCUCGAGCAAGAUCUUCUCCCCGAGAGUCAAUGCAGCUUCCGCACUGGGAGUGGCACAGGGGACAUGACCUUUGCGUUAAGGACAGUAGUGGCCUCCUAUGAGCAGCCAGAGCUGCAGCAGGUCCUGGAGCAGGAGGCUGUGUCGCUGAGCUGUGUGUCUCGGAAGGGGUUUCCUGCAGCUCUGGUGAGCUGGAUUGAUGACAGGGGGGGCAGUUACAGUCAGGAGGCCAUCACAGAGCUCACACUGACCCCAGAGGGGCUGUACGAUGCGCACAGUCGCCUCAAGAGAGCUUUCUCCUCCCAGCGCAGGGUCUGCUGCAUCAUCACCAACAGCCCCCUACAGGAGAGGAAGAGGAGCUGCGUUCAGCUCGGAGCAGGUAAAUCACUAGAACAUCAGGAGGCACUUCUCUGAGCAAAUUAUUCUCAUGAGGAGUGGUGUCUAAAAAUUCUGUGCAAACAAUUGUCAAACACUGUAGAGCUAACCCAAUCCCUG